Vigna unguiculata (cowpea) is the source of this 1863-nucleotide messenger RNA. RefSeq names its product TMV resistance protein N-like. Gene Ontology annotation, biological process: signal transduction. NCBI's taxonomy places the organism in Eukaryota, Viridiplantae, Streptophyta, Magnoliopsida, Fabales, Fabaceae. The record is from RefSeq and is a predicted model, not a curated record.
UUUCUGCUAAUUUUUUCCACACUCAAUUUUCUCUUCUCUAAAUAAUAUACAACUCAAAAUUGGAUUCCGAAACAUUUUUUUUUUUGUUUAUUUUAAGAAUAUCUGAGCUCUUCUUCACGUCGCUUUGUCAAUCUCUUCAAACAAUAUUAUCCCAAUCGCCAGAAAGACAUCAACUUGAUGAGAAAACCAUCUUUAAUGGCCACUUGGUUGGUUAAAAUAUUGGUCUUUAACCGAGUGAUCUUCGCAAACACCAUGUAGGUAUUAGUGUAUUUUAUUUCAGCAUCUGGAAAUUAAGCAAAACCGUGUAGGUCCCAUCUGGGCACUCUCCUGAUCACAUUGACUAUGAACAUCUAAAUAAUCGCAAUAACACCCAAUUUGAGUGGUUGUUGUUUCAUUUCAUUGCGAUGCUAUGGUGGCGCGUUAUGAUGUUUUUCUGUGCUUCAGAGAACCGGACACGGGACACACCUUCACAGGUAACCUCUAUGCUGCUUUGCGGCAGGCCAGAAUCAGAACCUUCACGGAUGCUGGCGAGUUAAAGGGUGGCGACCACAUUGGACUUACCAUCCUUCAAGCUUUGGAAGCAUCAAGAAUUUCGAUCGUUGUUCUCUCCGAAAACUUUGCGUCUUCCAGGUGGUGCCUUGAUGAACUUUUUAAGAUCCUAAACUGUAUGAAGACAGAGAACCAAGCCGUUCUUCCAAUCUUUUACGAUGUCGAUCCGUCCGAUGUAAGGAAACUGCGAGGUAGUUUUGGCACGGCCAUGGCUCACCAUGAAGCUUCGUUUCGGAAGGAGGACUCUGAGAAAGUAGAAAAGUGGAAGUGGGCUUUGACUGAAGUCGCCAACGUAUCAGGAUGGUGUUUCAGAAGAGGAAACUGGUGUGAAUAUGAAUAUGAACUCAUCGAAAAGAUUGUGCAACAUGUGACCUCGGUGGUACCCCGCUACAGCAUUUUUCUGAGUUUUAGUGGAGAAGAUACACGCUCCUUCACUGGUUUUCUCUACAAUGCUUUGAGCCGAAGUGGAUACCAUACCUUCAUCAGUGAUGAGGACCAGACUUCACAGUCUAAUGUUGGGGUUAUAGAAAAAUCAAGGCUUUCAAUCAUUGUCUUUUCUGAAAACUAUGCUCGUUCCCCUUCCUGUCUCGAUGAUCUUCUGAGGAUCCUUGAGUGCAUGGAGAUGGAAAACCAGCUGGUUUGCCCCAUCUUUUACGAAGUGUUACCGUCUGAUUUGAGGCAUCUGAGAAAUAGUUAUGGUGAAGCCAUGGCUGAACAUGAAAGUGUGAUGGGUAAGGACUCUGAGAAGGUCAAGAAAUGGAGGUCAGCUUUGUUUCAAGUCGCCAACUUGAAAGGAUGGUACAUGAAAACAGGGAAUCUUGUGGGGAGACACUUUGUGCAGAUUAAGGCUUUGAUUUUUGCUGUUCGUGUUUUGUUGGGUGGCAAUUACUUUGUGCAGAUAUACUUUGAUGAGUGUUAGAAUGAAAGUGAAAAUUGUAGAUGAAUGAACUAAAUGGCCUUCUACUUUUUGUAGGUACGAAUACGAAUUUAUUGAAAAAAUCGUGGAAAUAGCCAGCAAAAUUUAAAAUUUCUGCAACUUGAUUCAACUAAGAAAUUGCUCUGGUUUCUUCAAGUUGAAGGAAGAUUUGAGGAAUUGUCCAUUCACUAAAUUGCUGUGGAAGCCAGAACUGAUCAAGUAAUUCAACAGAUGGUUCUUUCAGCAGUCAUUAGCACACAGAUUCGUAGCAGUAGCAAUGCUUAGAAUCAACACUGAGGAAAAUUGUCUUUCGUGAAUAAUGGUUUCACAAAAUUUAGAAGAAAACAAAUCUUUUACUUUGGAUAACCAUAAGCAUUUUGUUAUUUUUCAUCUUUUCA